Populus trichocarpa (black cottonwood) is the source of this 1637-nucleotide messenger RNA. RefSeq names its product ATP phosphoribosyltransferase 2, chloroplastic. The record is from RefSeq and is a predicted model, not a curated record. Gene Ontology annotation, biological process: L-histidine biosynthetic process. Gene Ontology annotation, molecular function: magnesium ion binding; ATP phosphoribosyltransferase activity. Lineage: Eukaryota; Viridiplantae; Streptophyta; Magnoliopsida; Malpighiales; Salicaceae. The coding region runs from base 173 to 1420 and encodes 415 amino acids. Gene Ontology annotation, cellular component: cytoplasm. The transcript has 11 exons.
GCUAGUCCAAACUGGAGGCCGCUCCACAGUCUAAACCUAAACCCUUCUACUAGCAUACUCAGUUUUGUUUUCUGUUGCUCCGUCGAAAUUCAAUCAUAUCAGCCAUAGCAGCAGCCUCAGCCUCAGCCUCAGCCUCAUUUUAUCCUUUACACAAGCUAAAUACCAACCAGUCAUGUCUUUGUCUAGACUCCAGCAGCCUUGUUAUUUGCAACAAUGCCCCUCCGUUCUCUCCCCCUCCAUCCCUCUUCUUUGUUCCUUCUCUUUUCGCGUCUCCCCCUAUUCUCAGAGACAAAUACGACUCCAUUUCGACGGCCACACUAGUAGUGCUGCUGCUUGUUGUAGCUUGUCUCAGCAGCAGCAAUCUCAAAUCUUAUCGUCGGUUACUAAUGGAAGUACAGUCUCUGACAGGAAAGAGAUUCGUUUAGGUUUGCCUAGCAAAGGACGCAUGGCUGCUGACACUCUUGAUCUUCUCAAGGAUUGUCAACUAUCUGUGAAGCAUGUGAAUCCUCGACAAUACGUUGCAGAAAUUCCUCAGCUUACCAACUUGGAAGUUUGGUUCCAAAGACCCAAAGACAUUGUACGAAAGUUGCUAUCAGGAGAUUUGGACCUUGGAAUUGUGGGUUUUGAUACUUUCAGCGAAUUCGGACUGGGAAACGAAGAUCUUAUCAUUGUUCAUGAUGCUCUUGGAUAUGGGGAAUGCCGUUUAUCCAUUGCAAUUCCCAAAUAUGGGAUUUUUGAAAAUAUAAAUUCACUAAGGGAACUAGCACAAAUGCCUCAAUGGACAACUGAAAAACCUCUUCGUGUUGCUACCGGCUUCAGUCAUCUGGGUCCUAAAUUUAUGAAGGAUAAUGGAUUCACGCAUGUGACAUUUUCAACUGCUGACGGAGCAUUGGAAGCUGCUCCUGCGAUGGGGAUAGCUGAUGCUAUUUUGGACCUUGUGAGCAGUGGAACAACUCUGAAAGAGAACAACUUGAAAGAAAUAGAAGGUGGGGUUGUGUUGGAGAGCCAGGCUGUUCUUGUUGCUACAAGAAAAUCAUUGAUCCAACGGGAAGAUGUGAGGAGCAUAACGAAAGAGAUUCUUGAAAGGUUUGAGGCGCAUUUGAGGGCAGGUGGUCAGUUCACGGUGACUGCAAACAUGAGAGGAAGUAGCACAGAAGAAGUGGCUGCUCGAGUACUGAGCCAACCAUCUUUGUCUGGGUUGCAGGGACCUACUGUAAGUCCAGUUUUCUGCAAACGUGAUGGAGAGGUUGUGUCAGAUUUCUAUGCCAUAGUCAUAUGUGUUCCCAAGAAGGCAUUAUAUGAGUCCGUACAGCAACUUAGAGAGAUUGGAGGCAGCGGAGUUUUAAUUUCUCCUUUAACAUACAUUUUCGAGGAAGUGACACCAAGAUGGCAGGAGCUUCUUUUAAAACUCGAUUUAUAAACACGCUGCAGCUCAUGCUUCGGUUGAUGUUUUAGCGUUCUUCUGAUUUUUGAGAAACUUUUGCUUUCCUCCUUCAAUCUCAACGGUGUUAGAAUGUCUAAUGAAUGGCUAUUGGUGUUGUAUAAUGAUGCAGUUCGAAUUUUGUUUCGGUUGAAAUUUGCAUGAUUGUGCCAUAACUCCUGCAUUCUUCUUAUAGUAUUAUGUCAUUUGAAGUUUA